Messenger RNA from Ambispora leptoticha, 1551 nucleotides. The record is from the annotation of a GenBank genome assembly. Lineage: Eukaryota; Fungi; Glomeromycota; Glomeromycetes; Archaeosporales; Ambisporaceae.
AUGAAGGUUAUUACAGCGUUAGCUCUCUUGAUGGCAGCUAUUUCCUUAACCGCCGAUGCAGCUCCCGCCUCGAAAUCAUCCGUAGUCAAACUUGAUUUGAAAAAAUAUGAUUUGCCCAAUUCUUUACUUGGCUCCAAAACAUAUAGUCAUGGUUUAGUUGGUCAAGAAGCCAUCGUAAAAUUAAAAGCAGCAUCCACUCCAGUAUUUGGGGCUUCCUCACCAAAAACUUUCAUUAUUAAUACUAAUAGCACUAGCGUUAACGAUGAUAGCAGUGACGGUUCUAUUGGCAAGGAUAGAAAAAAGAAACAUGGAAAAAAUAACAAUCCUGACAAUAGUCAACCUGAUAAUUCAAACAAUCCAGACAAUAGUCAACCUGACGAUUCAAAUAAUCCAGACAAUAGUCAACCCGGUGAUUCGAACAAUCCUGACGAUAGUCAACCUGAUGAUUCAAAUAAUCCAGACAAUAGUCAACCCGGUGAUUCAAACAAUCCUGACGAUAGUCAACCUGAUGAUUCAAACAAUCCUGACAAUAGUCAACCCGAUAAUUCCGGCAAUCAACCUGACAAUACAGGCAAAGGAACUGUCGAAGAUCCUCUCAAAGAUGAAGGAUUUGACAUUGGAUAUCAUGGCCCAGUUGAAAUAGGAGGACAAACUUUUGAUGUAAUUUUCGAUACUGGUUCAUCUGAUCUUUGGGUGCCAUCACAAACAUGUACUGAUGCAGCUUGCAAAGCUCACAAAUCGUAUGAUCCGAAAAAGAGUAAAGGAUUCAAGAGUGAUAAUAAACCAUUUGAAAUUAAAUAUGGUACUGGUGAAGUUUCUGGAAUUAUUGCAGUGGAUGAUGUCUCAAUCGCCGGUGCAGUAGCAAAAGGUCAAACCUUUGGACUUUCAACAAAAAUGUCAGAUGACUUUAAGACGGAUGAAGCUGAUGGAAUACUCGGAAUGGCUCUUGAUCAAUUAAGCACACAAAAUGCAAAAACACCUUUUACUCAGCUUGUUGCUCAAAAUGCAGUUAAAGAUUCAGUAUUUGGUUUCUUCCUUGGACGUCAAAAGGACGGUAGCAACAGUCAAUUAACUCUUGGUGGUGUUGACUCUUCAAAAUUUACCGGCCAACUCAAAUAUAAUAAACUUGUGAAUAAUGUUGGUUUCUGGGAAAUCGCUUUAGAUGAUGCUAGUGUUAAUGGUAAACCUCUUGGAUUCAGUGGAAAGACUGCCGUCAUUGACACUGGCACGACUCUUCUCAUCGCCCCUCCCGCCGAUGCUGAUGCUAUUCACAAAGCAAUUAAAGGUGCAGUUUCUCAGCAAGGUGAAUAUUUUGUCCCAUGCAAAACUGACGCUGUCGUUGCUCUUACUUUCGGUGGAGUUACCUAUAAAAUUUCACCAGAAGAUCUUGCACGUGAACCAACAGACCAAGGUGAUAUGUGUGUUUCUGGUAUUGCUGGUGGUAAUAUUGGUGGAGAUGAUCAAUGGUUAGUCGGUGACACAUUCCUUAAGAACGUGUACAGUGCCUACGAUAUUAAAAAGCUUGCCGUUGGAUUUGCACCAAUCAAAUAA